Helianthus annuus (common sunflower) is the source of this 1458-nucleotide messenger RNA. RefSeq lists its product as uncharacterized. The transcript has 5 exons. Gene Ontology annotation, molecular function: peptidyl-prolyl cis-trans isomerase activity. The coding region runs from base 333 to 1331 and encodes 332 amino acids. Gene Ontology annotation, biological process: protein peptidyl-prolyl isomerization. The record is from RefSeq and is a predicted model, not a curated record. NCBI's taxonomy places the organism in Eukaryota, Viridiplantae, Streptophyta, Magnoliopsida, Asterales, Asteraceae.
UUUUUUAUUUUUUCCAUUUACAUCUCGACAAAACAAAAAUCUCAAGAAACCGCCACCAUCGUCCACCAUUUCUUCUCUUCUUUCUGAAUAUUUUAAUUAUUAUUUUUUAUCAAAAAUUCAGAAUCCUCAAUGUCUCUGCACACACUCACCAACUUCCCUGAAUUCAAUUGUAUUUAUGAUCUUAUAUAGCCACAUCAAUUUCUCAGUUGACCCUAAUGCACCCCCUCCAAAAUUCGACAAUAAACCCAAAUAAAUUUACAAUCUUUACAGGGUUUUGUUAACCAAUUUCAAAACUUUUUUUCUGGGUUUUGUUCUUCACUGAUCAAACCCUAAUGGGUCGGAGACAGAUCGAUUCGGAACCCACCCGUUGGGUCGCUGUGAUCCUUCUCUUGAUGGGUGUUAUUUCUUGUUCGGUUGUGUAUAUGUUCAUGUCUGUGAUUUUGAGACCUGUUGUUCAAGAGAGUAAAAGUUUGUCAAUUUUGGAUGGUGAAUCUGUGGAAGUGGUGGGGAGUGAUGGUGGGUGUUGUAGAGGGAUUGAUAAGGUUGAGCUUUGGGGUUCUGCUGUGAAAUGGGGUUCGGAUUUUAAGUUUAAUUCGUCUGUUGAGUGUUGUGAUGCGUGUAAGGCGAUGUGUAGUGGUAAAGGUGGGCCUUGUUUGUGUGAUUCUUGGGUGUUUUGUGGGGAUCCUGAAGCUUGUGGGUCGAAAUUUGGGGAGUGUUGGUUGAAGAAACAAAGCGAUCCUUUGGCUCCCGAUAGGCAAGAAGCAGGAGACAACACAAUUUGGACUUCUGGCCUUGUUUAUGGAAAAGGCGAGGGCAUCGUGAAAAUGAAAACACUACACGGCACUCUUCACAUAAAACUUCUCCCUGAAUGUGCCCCGCGUUCAGUCAUGUACAUUCUCGAGUUGUUGACCAUGCGACAUUGCGCGGGUUGCCAGUUUUAUCGAGCCGAAGGACGUGGUCAAUCUUGGGAUUCAAAAGGAAAUCACAUAAAAUCCGCUUCUUUUGGACCUCCAUUUGCAUUGGUUCAAGGAACACUUGAAGCUGAAGGUGUUGCGUUUAAAAAAAUUCCAAUCGAAGAAUGUCCAGUCAUCCAAAGGGGCUCGGUUGCAUGGAUUGACUCGGGCCCAGAAUUCUUUAUCAGUUUAGCGAAUCAUGAAGAGUGGAAAAACACGUACACGGUUUUUGGAUAUGUUCUUCCUGAGGACAUGGAAAUUGCAGAGAAAAUUGCUACCCUUCCCACGGUAUCGGAUGUUUGGAACAACAUUAAUGUGUCGGUUUUGGAAAAACCGGUGUCGAUUUCGGUUAGUAGGGUUAACAAGGUUUCAAAGUAGAUUUUCUUUCUGGUACAAGUUUUUUAAUUUUGACAUUGAUUUUAUAUUUUUAUGGCUUCACUUUAAAGAGAGGACAUUUAUACAUCUUUUUUUUUAUGGAUAGAAAGGUACCAUUUUAAUUUGGUUA